Molecule: messenger RNA, 3814 nt
Organism: Raphanus sativus (radish)
Lineage: Eukaryota; Viridiplantae; Streptophyta; Magnoliopsida; Brassicales; Brassicaceae
Product: probable serine/threonine-protein kinase WNK4
Exons: 9
Coding region: 1978-3666 (562 amino acids)
Biological process (GO): intracellular signal transduction; protein phosphorylation
Cellular component (GO): cytoplasm
Molecular function (GO): ATP binding; protein serine/threonine kinase activity
Source: RefSeq, a predicted model, not a curated record
UUAAGGCCCAUUAAAGAAUAUCCGUAACCCCUGAUCGGAGAGCUAUUGGUCUUCUCCGGCCAUCAGCGGGAAGGUACAACUUUUGAUCGUGGAAGCUUUCAAAAUGGAGGAGGAGGUUAUCGAAAGAAUUGGUUGGCGAAUUUUAAAGAUUCCCCUGACCUGCAUGAAGCUGAAGAGACAUCUCCGAUUCAUUGAUCCGAGGUACCUUUCCGCAUGAAGCUGAGAGAACAACGCAGAGGGUGAUAGUGUUCGCAACGGAGGGGACACUAGUGAUCACGACAAUGAGGGUCACGGGAACAAUAUGGAUGCUGAAGGAGUGGGAAGUCUGGAGAAUGAUGAGAUUGAUAAGGUGAGUGAACAACAUGCAGACGAGGAGCAUGAACCAAGUGUUGAUAAGGGGGACAAAACGGCUGCUAUGGAGCUGAAGGAGCGUUUGUUAGAGAAUCAACUACAAAUCGAUCCUUCCACUAGUCAUGUGCAAUGCAAUUGACCACUCCGUAGAUGUCACUCUUCAGCCUGCUCUGUUUAAUAGGACUGGAACAAGCGGUCAAGACCAUAGUGAAACACAGGAUAAUGCAAGUGAGAAAGGUUCGGGUAGUUGGGGAACAUGUUCUGGCAGAGUUUGGCUCGUCUACCAACAACCCCCGUUCCUCUGAAUACAUCCCCAUUGAAGAACGCAGACUCCUCUGUUAGAAGGCGAAAGAAAUAAGUGGAAGCCUCUGAGGGAAGGAGUAAAAUAGUAUGGUAAAUCAUGGAAAGAUAUAAAGAAUGCAAACCCUGCAGUAUUCGCAGAGAGUACUGAGGUAAGCAUCUCCUUUUUUGUACAUUCAUACUCAUCAGUUGUCUGAAUUAAGUUAUAUGCGAAAGUGUGAGUGAUAUCAAGGUUGUAACUUGGUAGGUGGAUUUGAAGGACAAAUAGAGGAACUUAGUUCGGUAGGAGUAAUAUCUUUUACAAGGAUAAUUGGGUUAUAAUUGGUGUGGACUUUUGCCUGCAUGACAUGUCAUUCACAGUUUAUGUUGUAAAUGGUAAUGAUGAAAGAACAGACUAAUGAUAUUCUCGUGGGACAAUUCUGGCUGCAACCUUUUGUUGUAGUCAGUGUCAAACUUAUACUGCUGUUCUUUUUGGCGAUAUAUUCCAUCCUUCUCUUCAUUUUUUUCUGUUCUGUUUGUCUCUACUUUUCCACGUUUCAAGUAACAUUCAAACCACAACAAAACAGUAGUCAAGUAUGCAUAACAUAUCCAUUUAGAUCUAUGGUUUGUCUGUUAACAUUCGGAAGUAAGAUGAUGAGCAUUUAUAUUGGUUAAUGCAUAUUUGGUCUAUGUUGCUAGUUCAUUACAGAACCUAGAACUCCAUGAGGGCUGAAGGAAUUCGCCGCCAACAAAAAAAAAUGUUCAACGGUGAGGUCACUGUCACUCUAUUCUUGUCUUAUUCACCACUUCUGUUCUGACUUUUCCCCUCGUUUUUGUCGUUUUAUUUUUGUUAAUUUUAAUAUUUUGGAUUUCUUGUGCCCACCAAACUAAUAAUUGGUUCUUUUGAAUCGUGCAGUUUCCUCAAGCAAGAAAACUCUUGUUUUUUUUAACUAUUUAUCAUCGUUGAUAUUGUAUCUGUGGUUCACAAAACAGUCCCGGGCAUAUUCUUUUUCCUUUUUAGCUUGUUUAGCCAUGUGGUUUUCAAAAAUGGUGCACGUUUGAUGAUUUUAAAAUAAUGCUCGAGUAUAUUUUUUAUUGGCAACUAAGAUUUUUCAAAGUUAUGUAUAUAUUACAACUGGCUCAAUAAAAAUGAAAAUGAAAGGUUUUCUAUAAUAUUAAGUGAUGCAAGCAUUGGUGACUCAGGCCGUAUACUUGUUCUACAUAUUAGCUGCCGACGCUUCUUUGAUGAAGUAGAAUAAUAAGAAGUUAUAGGACGACUUUUGGCAACCAGAGUUAUCUCGUCGUCUCAAACAUUUCUGGGAGCAUCAAUCUGAGUUUUGGUCAACCAUGAACAUGAAUCAGGUUUCGGAGUAUGUAGAAACCGAUCCGACUGGUCGAUAUGGACGUUUUGAAGAAGUUCUUGGAAGGGGAGCGAUGAAGACGGUGUACAAAGCAAUCGACGAGAAGCUUGGAAUAGAAGUAGCGUGGAGCCAGGUGAAGCUAAAAGAGGUUCUACGUUCCUCUGUUGAUCUACAGAGGCUCUACUCUGAGGUUCAUCUUCUCAGCACUCUCAACCACAAAUCCAUCAUUCGUUUCUACACUUCUUGGAUCGAUGUUGAUUCCCAUACUCUCAAUUUCAUCACCGAGUUGUUCACUUCUGGGACCCUCCGACAGUACAAAAAUAAGUACCUGCGGAUAGAUAUCCGAGCAAUCAAGUCCUGGGCUCGGCAGAUCUUGGAAGGGCUUGUUUAUCUCCACGAGCACGACCCUCCUGUUAUCCACAGAGACCUCAAGUGUGAUAACAUCUUUGUUAAUGGGCAUCUUGGACAAGUAAAAAUUGGCGAUCUUGGUCUUGCAAGAAUGCUGCGGGAGGACCGCUCUGCCCAUAGUGUCCUCGGCACUCCCGAGUUCAUGGCUCCAGAAUUAUAUGAGGGGAACUAUAAUGAGCUCAUUGACGUUUAUUCCUUUGGUAUGUGUUUUUUGGAGAUGAUCACCUCUGAGUUCCCGUAUAGUGAGUGCAACAGUCCGGUGCACAUUUACAAGAAAGUUGUUUCGGGAAAGCUACCAAGCGCCUUUUAUAGAGUUGAAGACACUGAGGCACAGAUUUUCAUCAGGAAAUGCCUCGUGCCUGCCUCACAGAGAGUGUCAGCAAGAGAACUAUUGCAAGAUCCGUUUCUCUCGUCUGACGAGUCCUGGAUGGUGUACGCGAGAGGGGCUGGGAAUCUGAAGCCCUUCUUGAAUGAGAACGAAAUGGACAGACUGAAGCUGGAAGAUGAUGAUGAGUUAGGAAGGACCCAGAUGAUCAUCACCGGGGAGCUGAACAUUGAAGAUAACACAAUCUCACUGGAAGUAAUAAUCGCAGAUGAAAAUGUUCCAGGUAUGGCAAAGAAAGUGGCUUUCCCCUUUCGCAUCAUGAAUGAUACUUCCAUUGAGGUUGCAAUGGAGUUGGUAAAAGAACUGGAGAUCACAGAUUGGGAUCCAGUCGAGAUUGCUGAAAUGAUUGAUGGAGAGAUCUCUUCUUUGGUGCAUGGUUUGAGGUACGAGGAAGGUGAGGAAACCCCUCAUGAUUAUCACUCUUCAUCCUCCCACUCACCAUUCUCUCAAGCUUCACUCUCGAACUACAUGGCACGAGGCCGUCAAGAUUGGCUACAAGAUGAUAUUCACGAUGAGACGCAUUCUCAAAGUUCUACCGACACAGGGUCUUACUCCAACCUCAACUACAUAUCUGUUGAUGAACACAGCUCCCAACCUUCUGCUGUGAACAGAACUCACAGCGUGACGAGGUUUUGCCCCGAAGAAAGCUAUCAUCUACAUUCAGGGCAAGCCAACAUGUACGCGGCUUCCAGUUCCAGUUCAGACAACCGUACACUUCCAAGGAACCGGUCGCUUGCAGACGUGCAGGGGCAGUUACUGCAGCGGUCGCUGAUGGAAGAGGCUAGAAAAAGAAGGUUGAUCAGAACUGUUGGAGACGUGGAAACAGUUGGGUUUCAGUCACCUUAUGCGGUUUCCCGGAAGCCACCGAGCUCAAGGCGCUAGGUUUUUCCCGUAGUUUGAAAAUACUGUAAAUCUUUAUUCAUGUAAUAAUAUCUCUAGUGUAGUGUGAAAAAACAAGGCUUGCUGCUUCAAAACUAUAAAAGGUUACACGUGUGUUUGAUAAAGUUGUGAAAAGGCUGCGCUUGGUUUA